UAAAUACUGUUCUGUACACUGACCAACUGAAUUGCGUCGUUAAAACGGCGAUUCUUAGUUAAAUCUUCAAAGUUGUAGCGGCCUGUCAACUGUUGAGACAUAUCAUGUCAUCUCCAGAGCAAUUACAAAUUGUUCAAUCAAAAUUCACGUCAGGUGAAACCGUUGUAAUUACAACGGAAGCAUCCUUGAUGCAAGGAUGGGUAAGAGCAGCGAGGCUCCUUGCAUUAGUCAACAAGGGUUCUACGUAUGCCGUAGUCAUAUUACUUACAUCCAGGUCUCCUCCACAAGUAUAUAGUGAUCUCACCAUAGAAAGAGUAUUGCCUAUUGAUCAAGAUUUUAAGUGUGAUAUAGGUACAGAUGGAAAACAACAGGAUGGAUUGGAAGUAUAUUUAAAUAUAUCGUCUAGAAAACUUCAAUUAGUAUUUGAAAUGAGACCUGGAGUCGCUACUAGUUCUUUAGUCUCUGAAAUAUUCCGAGCUAUCGAAGUGUAUCAAAAGAAUAAAAAUUCAACGAUGGAAUACUUCUGGAUUCAAAAAUUAACAGGAAGUACAAGAAAUUUAGAUAGCACUGUUGAUAUUGGUUCAGACAGUGCUGAUCCAGUAAGAUCUGUAACUAACUCUGCACGAUCUCUAGUGGAACUAGAAAGCCCCGAUCUAGUAGUACCAAGGCGAAACAUUGCCUCCGGGAAAACGCCAGUUGCUGCAAGAGAGUCAGUAGUUCGAUAUCAAAUGGCAUGUAAAGAAGAUGAUUAUACAUAUACGGAAGUGUUUAGAAUAUUUGUAGGCACUUGGAAUGUUAAUGGACAACCACCAAAUGGAAUCACAAUAGAGCAAUGGUUAAGUUGCGACGAGGUGCCGCCUGACUUGUACGCUAUUGGUUUCCAGGAACUGGAUUUAAGCAAAGAGGCAUUCCUCUUCAAUGAUACUCCACGUGAAGAAGAAUGGCGGAAAGUCGUAACCAAAUCGUUGCAUCCAAAAGGCGUUUACCAGCAAGUUGCAUUAGUGAGACUUGUGGGUAUUAUGCUAAUCAUAUUUGCUCGAGACAUACACAUGCCUCAUAUAGACAAUGUCAGCGUAGAUACCGUAGGCACUGGAAUAAUGGGAAAAUUGGGCAAUAAAGGCGGCGUGGCUGUAAGUUGUUCGAUUCAUAAUACAUCCGUUUGCUUUGUAAAUGCACAUUUGGCUGCACAUUGUGAAGAAUUCGAGAGGCGGAAUCAAGAUUAUGCGGAUAUCUGUGCUAGGCUGAGCUUUUCCAAAUACGUUCCACCAAAAAAUUUUAAAGAUCACGAUCAGAUUUAUUGGUUGGGCGACCUAAACUAUCGGAUAACUGAAAUGGACGCUGCUAUUGCAAAGCAUCAUAUUUCAAUGGAGAAUUACCACCCCGUUCUGCUUCUAGACCAACUUGGCCAACAGAAGAGGCUUGGUAAAAUUUUUCAAGGUUUUCACGAAGCUGAGAUUAACUUCAAACCAACUUAUAAAUAUGAUCCGGGUACCGAUUACUGGGAUUCAAGCGAAAAGGGAAGAGCACCUGCCUGGUGUGAUCGCGUACUAUGGAAAGGAGAACCAAUAGCUUCGAUAAAUUAUAGAAGUCAUCCCGAAUUAAAGAUCUCUGACCACAAACCAGUCAGCGCAGUUUUUGAUUCCCAGAUUAGGGUCAUCGACAAGGUAAAAUAUCGAAAAAUCCAUGAAGAAGUCAUGAAGAAAUUAGAUAAAUUAGAAAACGAAUUCUUGCCUCAAGUGAUGGUGGACACGACAGAAGUAAUUUUUGAUACUUUAAAGUUCCUGGAGCCCAGCAGUAAAGAACUUAUAAUCGCUAAUACCGGGCAAGUACCCGUUCAAUUUGAGUUUAUAAAGAAGCUGGAUGAUAUCAGUUAUUGCAAAGACUGGUUACACAUAGAGCCUUAUACUGGGUUUAUAAAACCUGGAGAGAAAUGUGACAUAAAAUUGGAAGUCUAUGUCGACAAGAAAUCGGCAUGCAAACUAAAUUCGGGAGAGGACAAAUUGUACGACAUUCUAGUCCUGCAUCUCGAAGGAGGAAAGGAUAUUUUUAUCACCGUAACAGGUACAUACGAAAGAAGUUGCUUUGGGUCUUCAAUGGAAGCGCUAGUGCAUAUUUCUGUACCAAUCAGAGAAGUUCCUGUCGGCAGGUUAAUGGAAUUGGAAAAUAAUAAAAAUUUGUCGUCAGAACCAUACUCAGUUCCAAAAGAAGUGUGGCAGUUAGUUGAUAGGUUGUACCGACAUGGUAUUAAAACGGCUGGACUGUUCGAAACUCCAGGACUUCACAGUGAGAUCAUAGCAAUAAGAGAUUGGUUGGAUCUCGGGAGUCAAGAUCCUAUACCUGGUGGCGUUCAUUCCGUCGCGGAAGCCCUCCUUCUACUUUUAGAAUCCACCGCCGAACCUCUAGUCCCAUACAAUUUACAUAAUGUAUGUUUAUCGGCGGCUACAAAUUAUCUGCAGUGCAAGCAGAUCGUUAUGCAGCUACCAGAAAUAAGAAGAACGGUAUUCUUAUACACUUGUUCGUUUCUUCAAGAGCUUUUAAAUCACUCACAAGAUAACGGCCUAGACGCUAAGACACUUGCGACGCUGUUCGGUUCUAUUUUUCUGAGAGACCCUCCCAGAAGUAGGGACGACCGUCUCCAGAGGAGUCGAGCCACUCAAGCGACGUUCGACAGGAAGAAAGCUGCAUUUGUAUAUCAUUUUCUGAUAAACGAUCAAAGUGAUUUCAUUUUUGGUCGAUAGUUAUGGACGUGAAGAAGGUAAGAACAAAAUUUAAGUAUUAGAGUAUCGGAAAAUUUUGUUCUGCCUUGGUACAUACGUAUUGUACUUAUGUGCAUAAUAUUUAACAUAUACACGUUCGUAAAAUUACAGAGUAUAAUCCGGCUUACGCGUUGAAACGUAAACAGUUAUGAUAUGCUUACACGUGAAUGAAUUACAACCUAGAACAAGGUUUUCUGUCGGUUGAAAUAAUAGACUAACGUCAAGUAAUUUAAUUCUUCUAACUUGGACAGUUCAAUCGUUGAUUUCAUACCAUUUUUUACCUAAAUCAUUGUGUAAGUGAUAUUUAUUAAGGGCUACUAGAAUGCCCAGGUAACUUGAGUCCAUUCGUUACUCUAGAGAACAAACUGGGUAUUUUUAUAGUUUUAUACAAUUCCAUGGUUAUCCUCUAAGGCCGUCUGUAGUGCGGAAUUGGCUUUCCUUUUUAAGGGAAGCUUAAAAGUACAACCUCUACUUAUAUCACUGUUGUGUUAAGCGAUAAUAUGACACCAUUGUAUUAUUUAGAAUUAACGUGUUACAGUAAUGCAUUAUGCCAUAAAAAAUUGUUUUCUUCAAAAUCCUUUGAAAUGGUAUGUAGUGAUUUUCAUUUAAAACAUUUUAUAAUUCGACAUCGAUGGUAUAGAAAUUUUCAUGAAUCAUACAUUGUAGGAAAUAUACAAUUAUAUAUAUUUUUCGCUUAACAUGACAGAAUAAAAUAGCCAUUUGUGUAUAAUUACGUAAAUUCGUUUCAUUCAAAGGUUGAGAUUAUAUCCUGAUUGUUUAUUUGUUGCAUCCUUAGUAGUAAAAUGAUAGGAUAUCUGUAUUGAUUAUAAUUACCUUAUUUUAAUGUAUUAUAUAUUUAUUGAUGACCCUUACUAAUAAUCCCUUAUGUAUGCAGUCAAAUGAUGGAACAAAUGAUGAGAUUCUAGACAAUGUAUGUAUAUGUAAUCGCUAUCGCCAAAUGUUUAGAGUCCUAACAUCAAGUACAGUGCCAAUCAACUAUAGAACUUUUUUUUUUUUUUUGGUAUUUCACUAAGUAAAACUUACUUAAUAUGUUUAAUUAGUUAAGGUAAUUUAAUCGAUUUCUUUUGUGCAUAUUAGAUUACAUUUUUGCAAUAG
Messenger RNA from Orussus abietinus, 3872 nucleotides. RefSeq names its product inositol polyphosphate 5-phosphatase OCRL-1 (gene Ocrl). Bases 105 to 2738 code for a protein of 877 amino acids. The transcript has 19 exons. The record is from RefSeq and is a predicted model, not a curated record. Gene Ontology annotation, molecular function: phosphatidylinositol-4,5-bisphosphate 5-phosphatase activity; inositol phosphate phosphatase activity. Gene Ontology annotation, cellular component: membrane. NCBI's taxonomy places the organism in Eukaryota, Metazoa, Arthropoda, Insecta, Hymenoptera, Orussidae. Gene Ontology annotation, biological process: signal transduction; phosphatidylinositol dephosphorylation.